Molecule: messenger RNA, 474 nt
Organism: Aspergillus novofumigatus IBT 16806
Lineage: Eukaryota; Fungi; Ascomycota; Eurotiomycetes; Eurotiales; Aspergillaceae
Exons: 4
Coding region: 1-474 (157 amino acids)
Source: RefSeq, a predicted model, not a curated record
AUGUCGUUGUCGGAGUACGUCUUCCCAAAUAACACACAAAAUCAAUGUCAAGGUUACAACUACAGCCUACGUCCUCAUCACCCUGAUAUCCAUCCUGCUUCGAAAGCUACUAUAGCCGUCGCCCACAGCAUAAUUGCCUUUUACUAUACAGAGCACGGUUUCAGCUGCGAUAUCGACGACUAUAUGGAAAGAAUCACUAAUGGAUGGACAGUCAGCAUCACCAGCGCCGUGGUACUCGCCUUGGCGGUAGAGGCAGAGAACCACAGUCAAGCUCCCACGGUCACUGCCCCUGCUACUGUUGCUGCCUCUGCCACCGUUGCUGCGCCCGGCAAUGUUGUUGCAAACCUGCCCAGCACCUCUCAGAAUGACUCGAUACAAUCCGAUAUACUAGCGCUCAUUCCAUACCCCGAGUGGCGAGUCACCACCAAGAGUAUGCAGCAGGCAACACAAGAUCCUAGCUGCCUGCUCCAGUAG